GGGAGCGCGCGGCAUAAAACCGGCGCGAGUUGCAGAGCUUCCUGAGUGACCCGCCCGCUUAGCACACAGCAGCAUCUGCAGAACAACAGCCACCCCUCACGAUCACAAUGGAAGACGAUAUUGCUGCCCUGGUUGUUGACAAUGGCUCUGGUAUGUGCAAAGCUGGCUUUGCCGGAGAUGAUGCUCCUCGUGCAGUAUUUCCAUCAAUUGUGGGUCGCCCCAGACACCAGGGUGUCAUGGUUGGUAUGGGACAAAAAGACAGCUAUGUAGGAGAUGAAGCUCAGAGCAAGAGAGGUAUCUUGACCCUGAAAUAUCCAAUUGAACACGGAAUUGUCACCAACUGGGAUGAUAUGGAGAAGAUCUGGCAUCACACAUUCUACAAUGAGCUGAGAGUUGCCCCAGAGGAGCACCCAGUGCUGUUGACUGAAGCCCCUCUGAACCCUAAAGCCAAUCGUGAAAAGAUGACACAGAUAAUGUUCGAGACCUUCAACACACCAGCCAUGUAUGUUGCCAUCCAGGCUGUGUUGUCUCUGUAUGCCUCUGGACGUACCACUGGUAUUGUGAUGGACUCUGGUGAUGGUGUCACACAUACUGUGCCAAUCUAUGAAGGUUAUGCUCUGCCUCAUGCCAUCCUGCGUCUUGACUUGGCUGGACGUGACCUGACAGACUACCUCAUGAAGAUCCUGACUGAAAGAGGCUACAGCUUUACAACCACUGCUGAGAGAGAAAUUGUCCGUGACAUUAAGGAGAAGCUCUGUUAUGUUGCUCUUGACUUUGAGCAGGAGAUGGCUACUGCUGCUUCCUCCUCUUCCCUGGAAAAGAGCUAUGAGUUGCCUGACGGGCAGGUCAUCACCAUUGGUAACGAGAGAUUCAGGUGCCCUGAAGCCUUAUUCCAGCCUUCCUUCCUUGGUAUGGAGUCAUGUGGCAUUCAUGAAACUACCUACAACUCAAUCAUGAAGUGUGAUGUAGACAUCCGUAAGGAUCUCUAUGCCAACACUGUCCUGUCUGGAGGUACCACUAUGUACCCAGGAAUUGCUGACAGAAUGCAGAAAGAAAUCACUGCCUUGGCUCCCAGCACUAUGAAAAUCAAGAUCAUUGCCCCACCUGAGCGCAAAUACUCUGUCUGGAUUGGAGGAUCCAUCUUGGCUUCUCUGUCCACCUUCCAACAAAUGUGGAUCAGCAAGCAGGAAUAUGACGAAUCUGGACCAUCCAUUGUCCACCGCAAAUGCUUCUAAAUGGACUAACCCAUUUCAAACACCUGUGCAGGAAGAUCACAUUGGCAUGGCUUUCCCCCUACUUUUGUUGGCGCUUGGCUCAGGAUUCAAUAACUGGAAUGCAGAGAUGGCAAGCAUAAACUACAAUGCAACUGAGGACUGUACAUUUCUUUUUUUGUUUCUAGUCAUUCCAAAAGUGUAAUGCAUUGUUUUGGAGGUAAAUCUCCAGUUAAUGCUGCCCAGCUGGUGAGAGCCCUUACAGAAAUCAUGGUGAUCAUAUAGCUUGUAUGUUCUGCUAUGUACCCAAACAUGUCUUUUGUAUCUUCAGCCUUGAACAUUUUGUAACUUGUUUGAUCCAGCAAUUGACUCCAUUUAACAUCUGGAAGGUUUACAUAGUCAUUGAUCUCAGUAAGCUGUGAGGGGUUACCUGUGCACUUAACUGAAAAUAAAAGUUACCAUGUUUCACAUCAAA
Molecule: messenger RNA, 1686 nt
Organism: Pelobates fuscus (common spadefoot toad)
Lineage: Eukaryota; Metazoa; Chordata; Amphibia; Anura; Pelobatidae
Gene: ACTB
Product: actin beta
Exons: 6
Coding region: 108-1235 (375 amino acids)
Source: RefSeq, a predicted model, not a curated record